Molecule: messenger RNA, 1796 nt
Organism: Porites lobata
Lineage: Eukaryota; Metazoa; Cnidaria; Anthozoa; Scleractinia; Poritidae
Source: the annotation of a GenBank genome assembly
CAAGUUUUGUGUAGUGUAGGAGAGGAUCAGGAGGUGGAAGUAGUACUGAAAUACGCUGAUCAAGACAAAUCACUUUUGUCAGGUACCCACUGUUCGUCACUGUUAGAUUUUUCUCUGGAUCCAACUUUGGAAACAAGCUAUGAAUGCAACCUAUACAUUGACGAAGCAGAAGAGUUGAAAAGAAAACGAUGCUUGCUAAGUGAUUCAAUUGUCCAAAUUUCUGAAGGUAGGGUAAGUCCAAUUCAAAGUACAUCGAGGUUACCAUGGCCUGAACUUGGUGAGCGGCAACAGGGUUAUUACGUGCGUAAGGCUAGAGAGGUUAUUGAAACAGCUUUCAACUGUCUCGCUCCUGGAAGUGAAGCCGAUUUGUGGUUUGCUACAAUGAAGACCAUGCCGCUUUCUCAAUCAAAGCCUGACGACAUCACAGAAAGGCUAGUGGAGGCUUUCAAGUUAGCUGAUAACAGACACACCCGAAUGCAAAUACUAUCCUUGUUUGUGAAUGCAUUUAGCAAAAGCCAACUAAUGGAGAUUAUCCCAGGUAUUUCUAAACGACAAAUCGAUGAUGCCCGCAGACACGCUGACUUGAGAGGACCAGGAAAGCCAAGCAAUGAUCCAGAAAUUAUAAGAGUGCGUCUUGAUGCAACGAAAACUGAUAACUAUCUAGAUUUUUUUCUUCAUCUUCCCUUUUGCAAGAUGUAUCAUAUGGCACAAAGUCGUUGAAUUUGGAUAACGGAGAGAAACUUCUUAUACCAGCGGCCAUACAAACUUUGAUUCCAUCCCGAAUCAUCAAGCAAUACCAAAGCUACUGCGAGAGCGUAGCUUUUGAGCCAUACAGUGAACGUACACUCUUCCGAACAUUGGAGGCAUGCUCUGCUUCAAAGCAGGUCUCGUCACAAGGACUUGAUUACAUUGCCACAGAAGGUGCGGAAGCUUUCGAUCAGUUGAAAUCCAUUGUAAACGUGCUGCAAGAGAACGGGGUCGAUGUCACCUGGGCAAAUUCUAUCAAACAGGAUCUAAAGGCUAGUAAGAGAUACCUCAAGACGGAUUACAAAACUCAUACGGGCAGCAAAGAGAGAUGUAAAGAUCACUGUACCACGUUUUCGCUCAGUAAUCCGAAUAAUAGUGACUACUCUACUUCAUGCAACCAUGAGCAUGAACUAUCCUGUCAUGAAUGUGCACGGCUUACUUGUUUAGUUGAAAAAGUCGAUGAGAAGUUAAAUGACAAGAACGUUCGUGUGACAGAAGAACAAAGGGCUAGAUCUCAGUAUGACCAUAAACAGGCCAUAAAUUCCAUCCUCUUAUGGAAGGCGCAUUUGCUUCGUACAGUAGUCCAGGAAAAGGCUAAGCAAGACGUCCUAACUAAUCUUAAUAAAGAAAGCACCCUUUUGAUCAUGGACUGGGCAAUGAAAUUUCUGCCAAUGAAGUUCCGCGAAAGGAUGGACGACUUCUAUAGUAAGGGUGGGAGAAGCUGGCAUGUGACCUGUUCGAUUAAGAGAGCUAGCGAAGAUGAGGACAGAGUUGAGGUGGACACAUUUGUUCACAUCCUUGACUUCUGUACCCAGGGUUGGUUCAGCGUUGCGUCAAUAGUCGAACACGUUGUUAGCGUAAUUAAGAUGGAAGACCUGUCCAUCACCAAAUUUUUCCUACGUUCUGAUAACGCCGGUUGUUAUCACAACACUGAGCUUCUCUUGAGUCUCAAAGCCAUGGGGAAAGACAUGGAGUGGAGUUUAAGCACUAUGAUUUCUCUUAUCCGCAAUCUGGCAAAGAUGUUUGCGACCGUACAGUUGCCUCGAUGA